Molecule: messenger RNA, 845 nt
Organism: Emericellopsis atlantica
Lineage: Eukaryota; Fungi; Ascomycota; Sordariomycetes; Hypocreales; Bionectriaceae
Exons: 2
Coding region: 133-702 (189 amino acids)
Source: RefSeq, a predicted model, not a curated record
GGCUCACCUAUAAGUAACUUCUCGUCUCCUGCUCUUGCGGCUGGAGCGUUUUAGCCUUCACCACCUCCAGUCAGCACCACCUUACGUGUCAAUUGUGUCUUACCUGCUUCGGUACAACCACAAUCGUUCAAGAUGAAGUUCAGCGCUGCCGUCUUUGGCCUUGGCCUCGCCUCGUUCACUCUGGCCCAGUCCGAAUCUGCCGGUCCUUCUCCUACUGAGUCCGUCGGCUGCGAGCCUCAUGGCGACCACUGGCACUGCGAAGCUCACGUCAGCGAGACUGGCGCCAUGGCCUCUGCUACCGGUGACCACGACCACGAGGAGGAGCACGACCAUGAUCACGAGCACUCCGAUGAGGAGCACUCUGAUGAAGAAAUUGAGGCUGCCGGCCCCUCGCCCACCGAGUCCGUCGGUUGCGAGCCUCACGGCGACCACUGGCACUGCGAGGGUCCUGUUGAGACUGCCACAGCCACAGCCUCUGCCACCGUGACCGAGUCUCUCCCACCCUCGCCCACCGCCUCGGUUGGCUGCGAGCCUCACGGCGACCACUGGCACUGCGAGGGCCCAGUUGAGGCUGAGGAGACUUCCAGCGCAACGGAGACUCCUGGCGCGGAGGAGAGCGAGGGACCCGAUGGCGGCAAUGCCGGUCUUGCCAACAUCGUCCCCCUUGUUGGCGCCAUCGCCGCUGCUGCCAUGGCUCUGUAGUCUUUUCAGCAGAUGGAAACGACUCGUGGGCAUAGCUCGCGACCCAGCAGUUUAUUUCAAUUCUUAGGACACAAUAAUUGUACAAAACACCAUUUCAGAAACCGCUAAUAGAGGGAAUAUGCUGGUAUUCCCUUCUACUCUGA